Molecule: messenger RNA, 3058 nt
Organism: Coturnix japonica (Japanese quail)
Lineage: Eukaryota; Metazoa; Chordata; Aves; Galliformes; Phasianidae
Product: mesothelin-like protein
Biological process (GO): cell-matrix adhesion
Cellular component (GO): cell surface
Source: RefSeq, a predicted model, not a curated record
CACAUAGAUAAGGGCUGUGCCGCUCCUCUCCCUCUGCUCAUACCCGGCUGUGGGCAGCUGCAGGUGCAGGGUUCCAGUGCCGAAAGAAUAGAGCUCACAUUGUCAAUGGGCAUCAAGUGAAGCCUGUCCUCUGCUCUGCAGGACUCAGCGCCCUGUGUGGGCAGCACCAGCCUCAGCUCCAGCCCCAGCAACUCAUGGAGGCACUCAGCACCAGGACCCCCAGCACAAGCAGCAUGGUGUGGGCAGCCCCUGCCCCACGAUUUCCUGUUGCCCUCAUGCAAGCAGCAUCGGCCGCUCUCCUCCUCAGUGCCGUCCUCGCUGCCAUGGAGCCACAUGCUGACCUUGGGGUGCUGGUGUGCACCAUGGAGCCAGGCACCAUCACUGCUUCGCACCCCAGAAUCCUGGAGCACCUGAAGCUCUGCCCCAUGCUGACGGGUGCCCAGCGGGAUGCUGUCAAUGCUGUGCUCCUCGGGGGCAGUACAGUGUAUGGACAUCCUUCAGGCUGGGAUUUGGAGACUCUGCAACGUUUGGGGCCACUCGCACUGACUUUGAACCAGACCACGCUGAGCUUGGUGGAUAAGGCAGUGCGGGAGGCAUUCGCCAGGAGCAUCGCAGCCACCUACAGCACCCAGGGAUGGGUGCAGAGGGAGCAGACCCUGGCCCUGCUGACAACCAUUGCAGCAGCAUCACAGCCCCGGCUGAAGCGGAAUGCAGACCAUGAGAUGCCAGCCUCAAAUGCACCCUCCACACCUGCAGGCUGCAAGCAGGGGCCCAUCACCUCCCGUGUGCUCUCUGACAGCCUCCUGCUCGUUGAUUAUGACAGCCCCGAGAAGUUCUACCACUGCCUGAGUGACAGCGUUCUGCAAACAGACCUGGAGAAUGUGCUGGAGCUGCCACUGCCCGGGGAGUAUAUCUGGGCACUGAAAAAAAGGCUGCAGGAGGUGUACCCCAUGGGGAUACCAGAUGCCCAGCUCCGGAAGCUGAGGCGGCUGUCCCGCCUCUAUAGUCCGCAGGAGAUCAGCCAGUGGCAGGUGACCACAGCGGACACACUCUGCGCCCUGCUCAACCCCUCAGAUGGCAAAUGGAACAGCACCCAGAAGCAGCAGCUGAUCACAAGGUUCCUGGAGCUGGGGGGCAACCUAACGGGACCCUCGCUUCAGCUAAUUGGUGGGACUUUCCUGUGUAACCUGAAUGAGGAGCAGAUUGAGAAAAUACCUCCAGAAGCAAUUGGGAGUGCUGGAGAACUGAACAUUUCCUCCUGCUCUCAAAGCAAAAAGGACCAAUUCUACAGCAAAGCCAAGCAGGCCUUUGCCAGCCAGGCUGGCACCAAGAUGUAUUACGUCCAGAUGCGGCCAUACCUGGGUGGAGCUCCUGCAGAAGACCUGAAGGACUUGGCUGAAAUUGGCGUUGACAUGGACAUUGACACCUUUCUUGCUCUAAAUCCCAAUGAACUGCAGAAACUCAGUGUUCUGGAUGUCAAAAAUUUGCUGGGGACAAACCUCCAACAACUGAAGGAAGCUGAGAAUGAGACUGCUGUGAUGUGCUGGGUCAAGAAACAAUUCCAACAAGAACUGGACCAAAUCCUGGGAAUCGGCCUGCAAGGGGGGAUAGAGGAGCCCCCCACCACUAUCCCCACAACCACCCCUCCCCCAUUCACUACUGCUACCAUCCCUAUAACCACCAGCAGCCCCAAGGCCCCCACCCCAAAUGCUGCAAGCCCAACCUUCCCACACACCACCCAGCCCAGCUCUGCUGUCACCACCAUCACCUCCACCACAGCCUCUAGCUCCAUCACCCCAUGCUCCACCCACCAGCCCACCACCUCCAAGUCCCCUGCUUCCACCCUCCUCACCACCAUCCUCACUGCUGUCAGCCCCAAUGCCACCUCUCCCAGCCCUGCUCCAUCCCCAGCUGUCACACACAGUGCCACCACCACCAGCACUGAUGUUCCCAAUCCCACAGGCACCAUCCACAGCACUGGGACCCCACUGGUGUCCCCAGCACCAGGAGGUACCACCGGCCCAGCUCCUGCCCCCUGUAACAACACCACCCCAAGCUCCCCCUGUACCCUUGUCCCAAAGCCCACCUCUGUGCCCGCUGCCACCACUACCACCACAGCCACAGAAAUGAGCCCCCCCUCCCACAAGCCCACCAUCCCACUUCCCAACACCACUGCCUCCACCCAAAGUACCAGCUCCUCAACGAUCAAGACUACAACAAUCAUUUGCAAGACUGGCACCCCUCCAACAUCCCUCAGCCCCUCUUCCACCACCUCGAGCACAGAGAUCACCAAGAAAGCACCAGUAGAUGCACCAGAGACACCAAAACCCCCACCUGGUGGAUACAUCAAUCUGAAGCCUGAGCCUGGAUCAGGAUCCAGGGUGUCCUCAUGCUUACUCCACAUAUUGACCAUAGCCUUGGGAAUAUCACUGCUGCAAGGGCUACACUGACACUGCACCUCCAGCACUGCACUGCCUGAAUCCUUCCUCCCACAUUCAUCAUCCUGCAAAACGAUGCUGGCAAAUUCUGGGCUGAAAAGCAGAAACUCAGGGAAGGAGAAGAGUUUGUCCUUUUGAUUCCAGCAAGGAACACUCAUUUUGAAUCUGGAAAAUGAAAUGAGGACAGAUGAUUUGCCAUCCCAAAGCAGCCCAGCAGGUACUUCACUAGCUAUACACAGCUCUAUACAAUUCUCAGUUAAUAUUGGCUGAUCCAGCACUACUUCAAUGCUGACAGUGGGCACAGUUCUGCCAGCUUUAUUUACACUGAGUGUUAUUUUGCUUCUAAGCAGUCCUACAGUUAAAAAGCAGUGGGAAAACUCGGGGACUCAAAGUGCUGGCCACUGCAAGAGAGGUGGAACACGGCCCAGAAAUGCAGCCUGAAAACUCAGCCAGAAAUCCACUAAACUGCAUUUAAUUUGCUUCACAAACUUAACAGAAUUGUCAUCAACAUUUGUUCAAACUACGCUAAGCCUAGUUAGGAAGACAAAUGUAAGGUAGUUUAUCUUGAUUACUGUUGCAGUUAUAUAUAAUAAAAUAAUCAACUAUUUUUUUUUUGCUAA